AUAGAAGUACGGUUGGCAUUAGGUUCAAGCCGCCUCACUUUCUCCAUUGGACCAUUAUACAUCGUACCUUUAUAAGCAAAAAAAAAUUCUACUAUAUAUUUUAUAUCUUAAAUAUAUAUUUGUGGAGAUGGAGAAUUAUGCUAUGCUAUUUCCUUGUGAACCAUUAUCAUCUUCUACUUUCGCAUCAUCAGACAUGUUGCAGGGAAGUACAUCUGAUGAUCAUGUUGUUGGUAUUAAUGGCAAUCAGCUUUAUAAUAACAAGUCAAACGGGUUCCUGGCAUUGAAGACAGAGAUUGAUCAUGCAGUUCCCACAUCAAUAUCACAAGUUAAAGAUCUUCCUAAUAGUAACAGUAACAGUACUAGAAGAUUUCAUGAAGUCGAUGACAACGAGGCCGCAAAGUCUGCUUCAGGUAAGAAGAUGAUGAAGAAGAAGGGGGAGAAGAAAAUUAGGAAGCCCAGAUUUGCAUUUCAAACAAGAAGCCAGGUUGAUAUACUUGAUGAUGGUUAUCGCUGGAGAAAAUAUGGCCAAAAAUCUGUCAAGAACAACAAUUUUCCGAGAAGCUACUAUCGGUGUACUUAUCAAGGGUGCAAUGUAAAGAAGCAAGUGCAACGCCACUCCGAAGAUGAAGGCAUUGUGGUGACAACUUAUGAAGGGUUGCACACACAUCCAAUAGACAAGCCUACUGACAACUUUGAACAAAUCUUGAGUCGAUUCCACGCCAUGCCUUUGCUAACACAAGACCAACAUGCAAUAUGAGGAUUGCGGUGAUGCGGUUAGAUUGAGACUUUACCCCAGUUUAUGCUUUAGCUAAUAGCUACUAUAUAUGUAUAUUUUUUCUCUAUAUAUAUUCUCUACAUUGCUUGUCCA
This is a messenger RNA of Cornus florida, 868 nucleotides long. Its product is annotated as probable WRKY transcription factor 45. The transcript is spliced from 3 exons. The record is from RefSeq and is a predicted model, not a curated record. Gene Ontology annotation, molecular function: DNA-binding transcription factor activity; sequence-specific DNA binding. The coding region runs from base 128 to 757 and encodes 209 amino acids. Gene Ontology annotation, biological process: regulation of DNA-templated transcription. NCBI's taxonomy places the organism in Eukaryota, Viridiplantae, Streptophyta, Magnoliopsida, Cornales, Cornaceae.